Molecule: messenger RNA, 1962 nt
Organism: Penicillium hordei
Lineage: Eukaryota; Fungi; Ascomycota; Eurotiomycetes; Eurotiales; Aspergillaceae
Product: transcription factor domain-containing protein
Exons: 2
Biological process (GO): positive regulation of transcription by RNA polymerase II; aromatic amino acid catabolic process
Cellular component (GO): nucleus
Molecular function (GO): DNA-binding transcription factor activity, RNA polymerase II-specific
Source: RefSeq, a predicted model, not a curated record
UCUCAUUUAGAUGAACCGGUCAAUCAAGAUGGUCUUUCUACAUCAGUACUGCAGACAGUAGUUUCGAAUAACAACGAUUCAAUGAAUAUUUUGUUCGAGGCGGCACUUCAGGAAUCGAAUAAUCCCUCUCAGAAUAUGUCAACGACAGAUAAUUCACGACAGAUAGCUCUAGAACUGAGUGACGCCGAUGUCCUCCGCAUUUGGAAUGCAUGUCGAUUCGUGAGAAUGGGAUGGUUCUCUGCCCAGGAAGCUGUGGUUUUAAUGGACCUGCAUGUUACACAUUCCAUCGGAUACAUGGACCGUUAUACUGACAUUAAAACGAUUAGCUUCUUCGAAAACAUGGCGCCCCUGUCGCCUGUCCUCACGGACUUCUUCGCCUCGCAUAAAAACCAAUACUAUCUAGUAACCCAGGAACCUAUGCUCUGCUACACUAUACUCAUGAUUUCCUCUCGAUACCACACUCUUCCGGGAGUGGGCGGAUAUUCUCGCUCGUUCUUCAUUCAUCACCGCCUGUGGCAACAUUGCCAACACUUGCUUCUUCGGAUUACCCUCGGGCAGGAGAAAAUUUCAAAAGCCAAAACACGCACGAUAGGAAGCAUCGAAGCAUUACUACUCAUGUCCGAAUGGCAUCCACGAGCAUUACAAUUUCCACCAGAGGCGGAUGGAUGGGAUUCAGACUUCCUCUUGACAAACCCGGACAUCAGAGAUCCGCCUUCCCUAACUGAAGAUGUCCCAGUAUCUGCCCGAUGGCGGGAAGAUGUUGUUGAGCCCACGAAGCGGUUUGAACGUAUGUCCUGGAUGGUCCUCAACUCGGCUUUGGCCCUCGCACAUGAACUCGGUGUGUUCGACUCGAGCGCUCGACUCGCCAGACAAGAUGAUCUGGUUGGUCUUGAUGCUGAGCGAUAUCUUGAAUAUCUCGAGGUGCGACGGCAGCGACUACCGAGUCUAUUGUUCACGUCUAUCAAUGCUUUAUCUUCACGCAUAGGUUGUACCUCGCCAGUGCCAUCUGAUGUCGGGAUCUCCAUGCCUGAAACGCGAACAUCUUUGCAGUCUAUUGAUAGAGAUUGGUUAUUGUUCAUGAAUGCCUGGAUUGAACUCAUGAAGCUGACUACUUCGGUCACGGAUACUCUGUUUCCACUCAUGAAUAUUUCUAGCUCCACUGGAUCACCGGAUACAUUCAUAUCUGUAUUGGAGAAGAAACAAGUUCUGUUAGCGAGUUGGCAACAGCGAUAUCUCAAUAUAUUAGACUCAAGCUUUCCCUACACUGACACCCUAUUCAUCGAGUAUCAACAUCUACGCACCCUUACCAACUCCAUCGGAAUGCAAAGAAUUGUCCAACGAGUGCUUCAAAUUCAACCCCAGCCUCCAUCACGAAGGGAUUCAAUUAUUGACUACUCUUUCAUCGAACGGGCAAGACAGCUAAACAUUACAGCAAGAGAAUAUGGCUUCAUCGAAGAAGUAAUAGACGGAUGCUGCCAAACCCUCGACAAGGUAACUCUCUUGGGCGGGACUUUACACUUCUCACCAAUGAGAAUACUCUUCCGAACAAUAAGUGCGUCAAUAUUUCUUAUGAAAGCUCUCGCUUUGGGAGUACGCAACUCAAAACUACAGGAAGCAUUCCUGAUCCUCGAUCGGGCUAUCGUCACACUACAGGAUAAUAAUCAUGAUGACGUGCAUUUGAAAUCCCGCUAUGCGGCUCUUUUACAAGUACAAGUCUCGCGUCUGCGAGAAAGUUUGGUAUCCUCAUACUCCGGGGUUGGGAAUGAUCUUCCUUCUCCUCGCUCGUAUGAGAAUAUGUCGGCUAUGGAGCUGGGGGAUUUCUCGGAUUUUUCUAUGAACGACUGGUUAUCUUUGCCUUUAGAUCCUUCAAUGGCGCCAUUUGGGUCUUCAGAGGGGGACUUUGGGGUCCGUUUGGAUGGUGUUGAUUUGGAUUUGGAUUUUUUGUGGCAAUUACCUCCAUGA